Oreochromis aureus is the source of this 10455-nucleotide messenger RNA. Its product is annotated as zinc fingers and homeoboxes protein 2-like. NCBI's taxonomy places the organism in Eukaryota, Metazoa, Chordata, Actinopteri, Cichliformes, Cichlidae. Gene Ontology annotation, molecular function: DNA-binding transcription factor activity, RNA polymerase II-specific; DNA binding. The record is from RefSeq and is a predicted model, not a curated record. The coding region runs from base 1369 to 4500 and encodes 1043 amino acids. Gene Ontology annotation, biological process: regulation of transcription by RNA polymerase II. Gene Ontology annotation, cellular component: nucleus. The transcript has 4 exons.
GCGUGAUCGCGGCCGCCGCGACACCUUUGACCCUCCAGCAUCGGCGUGACUGGCGGCGCUUAUUCUGCUCUCACAAUGAGAUUUUUUCCCCCCAAUUUCAGCUUAAUUCAGAGCCGCAGACGGGGAGGGAUUGGCUGCGACAAUUAGCAAAUGGCUCGAUUUGCAUAUUCCUAAUCACUUUAUUUUGAUUAAAAUAGCUGCAGAGCUCGCGCGAGGAAACCCUCUCAAACCUCCAACCCCGAGCGGCUGGAGCGCCGGCAUCCGUGCGGCGGGAACCUGAACGAGCUCAUCAGCACAAACACCUGGAAGUCAAACAUUUCCAGAGCAGGUUAGCGCUCUCAUUACGGAGCAGAAGAACACCGGGUACUCGCUGCUCUUCCUCACACACGAAAACAAACUGUACUCUCAGUGAAUAUUAACCUCAUUAACCUGAACCCCGCCGACCUGUCGCCCGGAGACUCCACAAACGCACUUUAAUUAUGUUUCACUUUUUGUCAGGAUGUCAGAGAAAUCUGCAGACGUGAUGGACGGCUCUGAAAGAAUUUUCCAUUUGGUGCCGACGUUUAAAAAGAGGAGACAAAAAGGAAAAACACGGUGUUCUCUGUUUAAAUAUUUCACUUCAUUUAGAUUCAGGAUGUUUAGAAAGCAGAGGAUAAUAACAAGUGACUUUAAGUGUGCUGUUUACCAGCAAUUUUAUUUUUUAGGCAUUGUCAAUUUGCUCAUAAAAAAUUCAAGAGGAACGAGUGGAAACUGAAAAUAUUACUUUUUUUUGGAGAAAAGUUGGAGCAUCAGUUAAAAACAAAAUGGAGCCAUCAUCAGUCAUCAUGUGAAGGCAUAAAUAUCAGCUGCUGUUAUUGUCUUCAUGUACGUCUGAGUGUUUGUGUGCCAUCGUGGCAAAAUGACGACCUCCCCCUCCCCCGUCUCUGACAGCUGUUUAUUUUAUCUCUCAGUCUGAGUGUGAGUGGAUGUCACGGCCGCCAUGUUAGCUUGCUGGAGACAGAAGAGCAGGCUGUGCAGGUGCGUCUCACAGCUUGAACGCCGCUGCUGUCUGUGAUGCCCUCCCAUGACGCCGAGGUCGGUAGCUGACACUGCCAGUGAGCGGGAGACGCCACUGCACAACCGGUCCUGGGCCAGCGCCGUCAGCCGGUUCUCGCCCUCCCUCUCACACACUGGAGACUCCACAUCCAACCGCCUACCACUAUCCACAACCAUCUGCUCCGUUCCGCCCCAGUAAGGACCCCCCAACGCCGACACGCUGACGUCCUCGACCACCAGCAGUAGCAGCAGCCAAAAACAAUAUCGUCAACACGAUCAGCAACACCAGCACCAUCAUCAUCACCAGCAGCAGCAGCAGCAGCGGCCGCAAUCAUGUCCAGUCGUAGAAAGUCCUCCACCCCCUGCAUGGUCCGGGUCGUCAGCGACCUGCCUGAUGAACAAGAUGACCCGGAGGAGGUGAUGGACAUGGAAAUAGUGGCAAGCAAAGAUGUGAGAGAAAAUGAACCACCUGAAUCUGCGAAAAAGAGUCAAAACCUCAUGAAGGAUAAUGGAGAUAAUCCAGACCGGAAAUCAUUUCCAAAACACUUAGACAAAGAGCAGCAGUCUGGAUGUGAAGAUCACCCCCCUGUCAUCGAAGAUGUAGAAGCCAGAGGGGGAAAGGACAAAGAAGCGCCAGAAUCCGACCCGGUGUCCCAGAAGAAGCAGGGAAGAGGUUACGAGUGCAAAUACUGCCCGUUUUCGACGCAGAACCUGAAUGACUUCAAAGAGCACGUGGACUCGAGCCAUCCUAACGUCAUUCUAAAUCCACUGUACCUCUGUGCUGUCUGCAACUUCAACACCAAGAAGUUUGACUCGCUCACAGAGCACAACGAGAGCCAGCACCCAGGUGAGACGAACUUCAAGUUCAAGAGGAUAAAAAUGAACAAUCAGACUAUCUUAGAGCAGACAAUCGAAGGCAAGGACAAUUCAGCUGAAUGCGAUGUGACAAAUGAAAAAGGUGAAAGCCACAGCAGCUCUGUGUUUCCACCUUGCAUAUCUACCACAGUGAAAUCUCCGGGUAGUGUGCAUACGCUCUUUGGAGGGAGCGAACUGAAAAGCCAGCUGGACGGUUUGAUCCAGAAGGACCAAAUCACAGCAGUGAACAUCAACGGAACAGUCAUCAUCCCUGAACCCACCAUCGUCCAAGGGCUCUCCCAUGUCACCCCAAUGCUCCAGCGUCCACCCAACUUUAACUCUGUACCAAAAAUAGCCGUUCCCUUGAACACCACCAAAUAUAACCCUUCUUUAGACAACAACCUGACGCUGAUCGCCUCCUUUAAUAAAUUCCCUUACCCAACACAUGCUGAGCUGUCAUGGCUUACAGCUGCCUCCAAGCACCCGGAGGAACAGAUCAAAGUCUGGUUCACUACCCAGCGGCUGAAGCAAGGUAUCACUUGGUCCCCGGAAGAGGUGGAGGAAGCCAGGAAGAAAAUGUUUAAUGGUUCCAUCCCUCCUGCUCAUCACACAUUCACCGUCUUGCCUACAAGCCCCGUCUCUCAGCCGUCUGCCAAAGCCUCACAGCAGCCCAUCGUCCACACGACAGUCGAGCAUCUCGGUCACGUCCGAACGACUGCGCCCAAUGGGCUAACUGUAGUCACCACCACAAACUCCCCGGCAGGCUCUAGCCACUCCCUUAAGCGACCCCUGGCGACACAGCUGUCAACAGUGUUUGGGCCAGAGUCCAAGCGACCCAUCAUGGCAGUGGCGCCCCACUCUGGUGACCCUAAAGACAAGGUCCUAAUGGCUCCUCCCCCACCACCUCCUCCCCCAAAAGGCCGCCUCCCAAUGGCUCCACCUCUUGUUCCCAUGGAGAUGAAAAGACCUGUAGCAGUUCCUCUGGUUACCACAGAGAUGAAGAGGUCAUCCGCUGCUGUGCCUUUAAUGCCACCGCCUCCAUCGUCGUCAUCAUCAUCUUUGUCUUCCAAAGGGAAGAUUCUCUCGGCGUCAGGAAAUCCCAAAACAAAGCCGGUGGUGUCUCUGCCCUCCAUAGUCUUUCCAGAGUCGUUAACAAGGCCAAUGAUUGCCCCCCCACCGAUCUCUGUCCCUCCGUUCAGAAACAGUCUACUUAUUCCCCGUAGCGUGCCCGUCUCUUCCAAAGAAAAACACCCCAGUUCUCACAGUUUGCCAGCUUCUGAUUUAAAUCUGCCGAACUCCCCUCCGCUCAUUACUUCGCAGGUAAGGAGGCCGACAAUUAUCCAGUCCAUCCGUGCUCCGGCUAAAGCCCCAUCCCAGAUUUCAGCGUUCUCCUUGGAUGGCAAGAAAUUAAAAGAGCAGCAAGGAGUGGAGCUGAAAGCCAGCUACCCCAGAGGAGACAAGGUAGUCAGUCCUCUGCCAGAGGCCAAUGGAACGUCUCGAAUGGACAGCAAAUGGCCCUACGAUCAGACCGCUCCUGGUCACAAUAAUGGAAUCAUACAUUUGGACAGUGGGGACAUCCCAGCAGUACCAAAACCAGAUUUUCAACAUAAGUCCUCGGUGCUGACCCAGUUCCCCUUGCUGGAGAGGAUGAAAGGAAAAACGGCAAAACAACUGAAGAUCUUGGAGGAGAACUUCUUGCGGAACAGCUUUCCCACACACAGCGACGUGGAUAAUCUCUCAGCCAUAACCCGCCUGUCUCACCAGGAAAUCGACAGCUGGUUUGCAGAGCGCCGCGCGCUUCGUGACAACCUGGAGCAAGCCCUUCUGAACUCCAUGGGCACUAAAAGGAUGGGCGGCAAUGGCAUUGGUGCCAUCACUGAGAAACAGCUACAUCAGCACCAAGCACUGCAACUUAAUGGGAUUCACAAACCAAGCACCGGUGUAGGCUUCCUUAAAAGCCCUCCACCAACUUCACACCCCCUGUCCAUGAUUGUUCCUGGCACCAUUGCACCUUCCGUCCCCAAUCCGAAUUCCUGCUCAGUGCCUCCAGACGGCCGAUCCCUGGCGCUCCUCAAGGACGAUUUUGCUCAAACUCGGUGGCCUUCCCCUGAGGAGUUCAGCCAGCUGGAGGGUCGGACAGGACUGGCUCGUGGAGAACUGGCCCGCUGGUUCACCGAUAGCCGGCUGCAGAGCGGCAGCAUGGACUUGGCAGAACUUUUUCACAACAAUGGUGUGAAUGGAGGACAGGGGCCGCCUAUGUGUUCCCCUGAAAACGUUCCACCCAGCAUCAUCCAGCGCUGUCAGGAAGGAGCCGUAACAAACAACAACAACAACAGUAAGGUGCUGGAGGUUGAGAUGGGCUGGCUGAUGGACCAGCGCACCAACAGCCUCAACAAUCAACAGCACGAUGAGCUCCAAGACCAGUUUGCUGGCAGACUGAGGCAGCAGAGCGUGGCGGAGCUGAAGAACGGGGGACAGAACGGGGGCGUCCUCGGAGGAGCGCGGGAGGUGUUCGGGACCUGGCUGGAGGACUCGAGGCGAGGGCGGGAGCUGCUCGUGGACAGAGAGAAGAAGAUGGCGGAGGACGCGUCUGGGAGGCUGACCGGAUAAACGGCGUGAAUAAGAUUCGCCUCCAUCGCCUCCGCCACCGCCGCUGCUGCUGGAAACAUAGAAGAGGAGAGAACAUGAAGAACGGAGCAACAAAGAAGAGUUUCUCGAUUAUCCAAUUUUUUUUUCCCUGUUCUUACGUUUUCAGAUUUUUUUGGUUUUUGUUUUUAAUCUCUUGAUUGUCGCAUCCCGGCUCACGCACAACAUCCUCCUCCGUCACGCCGGCAGCGACCUGGAGCGGCCGCGGUGUAGAUGUGACACUCGCACACAAAAGCACGAGUUUGAACACGACAGAGCCGCCGCUGCGCUUUACUGUGGGCUGCACCCAAAUUGAAAUCUGAAGAGUGCGAGGAGAAAUUCAGGGUCACGAUCUGUGAAGAUAAUUGAAAACUCCCCCCACCCACCCCCCACACAUCCCACCUUUACAGUGGAUUUCAAACUGCUGCUUUCAGUUUUACAAUAGUAUUAUAACACAACACCGUCGCACAGGCGUCCUCCAGAGUGCCGUAAACAGUCUGCAGGAGUGACACGGACCCUUUAAAUGUGUUUUGUCUUCAGGGGGACAAAAUUCAAACAUUCCCUCAAAGAAGUGAAGUGGAUCACUUCCACUCCCCCCGAGAAUAAAUCCACAAACGAGCCGGAAAACAAAGCAAGUUUAAGUGAACCGCGACAACAAACAUGCCUGAAAAAUAAGGGACUCGUGUCCCUUUAAACCAAACCUCAGUGGGAUUCGUUUAUUAAUUCCUCAGCGCACGCUUUGGGUGAAUUAAACGAACAAUUAGCAUUUCACUCGUGCAACAUAUCAGGAUUUAUUCCACUCGUUCUUCGUGCUUGUCACAGCCGUCCGUCUGCAUCAUUAUGCAUCUUUAUUUUUCCACCUAAGUCGGAGGAAGUCACCAGAAUGUUUUAUUCAGAGUGUUUUCUCUUUUUUUUUUUAAGUGAUUGUUAAACAUAUUUAUUGAAUCGCCGAGCUGCAGCUGGAGCCUUUAACUGCCAGUUUCCAGCCUUUACGUUCGCUCAGCGCCGCAUUGUGAGACGAGCGAGUCCUUCAGCGCCACAGAAACUUUCUAUAUUUACUUCCUUUUGUUGUUUUUCCACUGGAGUGUGGCGUUGUCAGCAGCGCCGUAUUAAAAGCUGCUUUGGUCGGCGUGACGGCACACAAGGCUUUGUUCACGCGCAAGUGGACGAGUUUAUUCAUGUUUUCCAUUUUCCUCAGAUUGGUUGGUGCGUGUGAAAUGAUUCACCGGCUAAACGAACGCUACGUGAUUCAGUCUGAGUGCUGAGGAAAGUCUGAGGGAAUUUUUUAUCCAAUGUUAGAAAUUAAAAGAAAACAUUUUUCUGUUAAUCGAGCCCCAACAUACACGUUAAAUUUAUAAAAGUUAGACUUCAGUGGAUCCUUCUCAUGUCGCUUUUUCAUUAACAACACCUCUGAAAUAUGUUCAUGAGUUUAACCUUGAGGAACUGUUUUGUCCAAUCAAAUGGCCUGUUACUUCACUUCCUCCUGGCUUUAGGUGAAUCACCUCUGUUACAAACUAUAAAGACUUUAGUUUUUAUUCUUGGACUCUACAGCUCCUCCCCUUUAAGGGAAAGUCCUCCUGAUUGGCUGCUCCUUAUAGCGGGAAAUGCUAAGAUGGGCAGGAUUGUCUCCUUUCUAUGACAUCACACAGACACAAGGGUAGAAAAACCUGUUCGGUGUUAUUCAUAUAGCACCAAAUUACAAUAACCGUCCCCUUGUAAAGACCUACAGUACCACAGAGAAACCCCAACAAUCAGACGACCCCCUGUGAGCAAAACCUUCCUUUUAACAGGAAGAAACCUCCAGCAGAACCAGGUUCAGGGAGGGGCGGGGCCACCUGUCGCGUCGGAGUUAAAGGCGGGACCGAUGGGCGUGGCCGAGGCGGUGUUGUGUGUGACCGGUGUUGCCGUGGAGAUGAACCGGAGCACUGAAUGUGUGCCUGCAGCAGCAGACAGGGUGGAUUUAAAACAAACAAACAAACAAGAAAAAAAACCGAACAAAAACGCCGAGUGCCAAAGCUGGGAUCUGCUGCAUUCUCACUACACUUUCAAAAAAUAAGGGUUCUCCUUCGUGUCGUUGUAAAUAGGAUAUAUAUGUUUGUUUGUUUGUUUGUUUUUCCUGUAUUGCUACAGAUUUGUAAAAUUUUGCGGGAAAAAUUUUGUUACAUUUUGUAAAAUGGGAGCAACUCGUCCCCCCAAAGUCCUCCUGGUUUCCUUUUUCCUUAAAAAAACCCUCUCUCAGCUUUUUUUUUUUUUUUUUGGUUUAUUUUUGUUGGACUUUUUAAAAAACAUCUAGUGCCAGCAGUGUGUGCGUGAACAGUUUUCCUUUUUUUGUUCUUCGUGGGGUUUUUUUGCUCUUUCUUUUCCCAUCUCUCUCUCCUCUUUUUGUACUGAACCAGAGUGGAACCACUACAAAAAAAGGAAAAACAAGGAAAAGAAAAAAAAAAGACGGACCAGUUGGCAAUACUUCAGUCACUUCUUCAUCUCACCGGCACUGGACUUCCGCCCGCCACUUCCCCGCUGAGAGGAGAGGUGGGAGGGAGAGGAGGGAGGAAGAGGGGGGACUUCGCUUCACAUCAAAUCAGAUUUAAAAAACAAAACAGAGAAAAAAAAAGCACCUUUGGACCUUUUUCCUUUUUUUUACUGUGCUGAAGUGAAGUCAAGUGCUAUUAUUAUGUUAUUAUUAUUAUUAUCAUUAUUAUUAUUGUAGCCACUCUGUCUGGAACCCUUUUUUGAAGAAAAGCAAAGGAAAAAAAACAAAAAGAAACUUAAGCCAAUCUGCACUUCUCGUUCCGACGAACAUGCUUGUAUGACCAAGUGACUGUCGUGGAUCUUUGUUUUCAAACCCGAUAAGGAACAAACUGAGUAUAAAAACAAAAAAAACAGUCGAGAGACUCGAAACGGUGGCAAACGCAGAAGGAUUCAACGGUAACGAUCACGCAACUUACAAACUCGACAGUAAAAACCUGCAAUCAAGACUCACGCUGCCUGAAUCAUACUUUGAUCUUUCUCUGUUUCUAUCCCUCCUUCUUUUCUUCGUCUCUCUCGUCUCUCCUCGCUUUCUUUCAUUUUUCACCGUUUUCCUUCGUUUUUCUCUCCCUCUCUCUCUUUGUCGUCCUGCACACCAUCAUACACACCUGUAAUAAACAAAAACAGACAAAAAAAAGAUAAAUAGCCUUUUAUUCGAUACAUUACUACAUGUUGGCUUGGUAGGAUUAGUUGAAACUAGUUCCAUUCCUACAAAAAAGAAUAAUAGUAAAAAACAAAAUAUGAGCUUCUUUAUGUAUUGCUUCUGCCGCUGUAGUGUCCUGGUCAGAUUUAAAGAUGAUAAGACUACAUAUAUCUGAAAUACUGUAUUUACAAAUGCAUACCAGGGCUGGCCUCAACGACACGACGGCAGGGGGAGGUUUCCGACUCCGUCCGCAGGGCGGCCGGUCGAGUGGGCGGGGGUUUGCCGCGUAGCUCCGACCGCUCGUCCGAGGUGGUUAAAAAUGCUUCUUUGUUUGCUCGAAGUCUUCGCAGUUCUUUAAACUUGUAGCGUUCAGCAUCACUGAAGCUCUCGCCGCACAGCUGCAGGGCCUAACGGGAGCGCUGGCAGCGCGGCGGAGAGCGCCUCCUGGUGGACGCUCAGCCUUAGCAUGCUUCCAAGAGAGUUUUAUUUUUGCAAGUGUAUAGUUUUAAUUGAAUAUUUUUCUGAUGAAUGAUUGAAUGUAAUUGCUUUGGGGAGGAAAGUGGGUUUACUGUCUGAAUGUUGAAAGAGGAGGGAACCGAGCACACUGGCACCAAAGCAAAGGCGGUCCUGCAGAAGUUAAACAUGAUCGUGUGCGAACUAAAUUUGCUCGAGCACUGCUUAAAAAAACAGAAGGCUUCCGCUAGCCCAGACCGGUGCCUCGCGCAAACCUUUGGCCUCAGUGACGUUUCACAAGGCACAAGUUCUACUGUAGUCUACUUUCAGCUCUAUUAAGCUGUUUUAUUUUGUUGAUUAAAAUAUUUUUGGCCAACUUUUCUACAUAAAUUUGCACUUUUUACCUUCAAAGGGACGAGGAGUUCUGGAGCGAUCUGGUCCCAUCUGUUUUUAUGUGAAUGUGUAAAAUGCUAAAACCAAGGAUCAAAAUAGCCGUUAGCUAAAUCACAAACUUGUGCUAAUUACACUCGUUAAUUUUCUCACUGAUUGACAAAAAAAAAUCUAAAUGUAGUUCACUACGAGUACCAAAGUACCAGGAUGGUGUUGCUUGUAACGGAAAUCAGGACCACCAGUAAUUUUGCUGCAGCUUGCACAACAAUCAUGGCUCAGUUAUGCAGUUUGAUUUAGAAAAAAUUCCCCAUAAAAAAUUAAAGCACCUCUAAAAUAAGCCUUAAAAAGCCUCUGAAGCUAACUGACGGCUUGUAGGUUAGCGUUCUUAAAGAGGUUUGUCUCAAAUUUAUGCUUGUUUAUUUUUAGCGCACGCUGACGAGUGGAGGUGUGCAGCACCCAGGUGGCUUGUAAAUGUACGUAAUCGACAAUCACGGUUAAUUGUUGCAAUCGUCAUUUCCUGUGAGUGUAAACUCGGAGAAAACUUCCCCGGUCUGAUGUGCCCACAGCGAGGGGACAAAGAAACCACGCGAAGCAGCGCGCAGUGCGACCAGUGUGCUCCGUCCUUCCUUCGUUCCGUUUAAACUUGCUCCGUUGUAUCGUGGCGAGCGCCUGGUUUCCUCACAAAGCUUUUUAUGCUGAGACUGACUCGAGGCUGAACUCCUUUACCUUCCCUGAAGUUCGCUCUGAUGAUGGCUCUGUUGUUUUCUGUUUACCAAGCACAAAAGUUAAAGAGCAAUGCAAUCUUCUGGUUUUCUUUGAUAUAUAUCAUCAAGUCUCUGAAAUAUUGAUAUUGCGUCAAAGUUUCAGAACUGGAUUUUCUGAACUAGACUCUGGACUUUAAGCACGUCAUUCCUGCUAUCAGAGCAAAUCUGCGCUCUGAUCCAGAGACCGUUGUCGAGCAAACUUCAAGGGUGUUUAUCCGUCCUCAGUCUCCAGCUGUCCUCAGUUUUGAAAUUCAAAUCACUGCUUGGAUAUUUUGUCAGAAGUGUCACAUGUGAACCAAGAAUGAAAAUGUAGAAAACAGAGGCUGGAGAAAGCUGAUAUCUUCUUCAUUUUACUGCUUUUUUAGCUCACUUCAGAAGCUCAGAGAAGGAAUUUUAUGAUGCGAGACAAUCAAGACGUGACUUCUGCAAAAGUAUUUUAGUUUUAGAGAAAACUUCCGCUGUUCGACAAGUUGAAUCAGUUCCUGGAAGUUUUGUGUAUGCAAAUCAUCAAACUCACUGCAUUCUUUCAAGCUGUGUUUUUAAAUCUUGGUUCACGUGUGAAAAGAAGUCAAAUGAAAGAGGAUAAGUGCUCAAACGCUCCAGCAAAAAACGUUAAAAAUGCACAAAAAAGUUUAAUCGACCGAGAAAAAAAGACUUUACAAAGCCAAGCAUCACUUUUGGGAAAACCAGGUGCUCUGAUUGUGUUUUUAAGGGGAGUUGAGGCCAGCCCUGCUUCAUAACUGAGGUUCUGCUUCUUCUACUACUGCUACUAUCAAACAACAACCCUGGGCACAAAAACAGGCCUGAACACUUUCAAAUCCUCCAGCACUCGAGGCGCGUUCGAUUUUUAACUUCACAUACCAGCAUCUUUGAACCCAAACUGAUUUGGAGCACCAGCUUGUUUUUGUUUCGUCCUCGACGCCACAAAGACGCUUCCCUUACCGAGCCUGCGGCCCAAAAGCGAGCUCGUCCUGACUCAGCUGGGUCCGCCAGCGGCGUCUCUGGGGUCCGUCGGGUUAAAAGAAAAUAAGAGCCAUGGAUAUUUGUUUUUGCGUUGUUUGAAAAGCAUUCGAGCUCUGUUUCUGUCGCCCAGGCCAGCAAAACAACCUGUUGAUGUCUGCUGUAUUUCAAUAAAACACAGCCUUUUUCAAAGGGUACACCCUG